AUGGACAAUGUCUUGUUACUGAUUUUACUAUUGCGAAGAAAAGGUUAUGGUUCUGUCUUCUUCCCUGGCACCAUUGAUCUAUAUGGUAUUGAUCUUGAUGAAAUUGUUCAUAUAAGAAGGAAAGAAGUGAUUGUUUAUCCUGACGAUGACGAUAAACCUGCAUUGAAUGAAGGAUUAAAUAGAAAAGCAGAAGUUACUCUCGACAUGGUGUGGCCAAGUGACAAAACAACCCGAGAGCCAAUAACUGAUCCUGAACGUAUAUCUUUGAUGGGUUGGGAACAUAGAUUGGAACAAACAACAGCAAAGAUGGGAGCUCGAUUCAUAGAAUAUCGACCAGAUACAGGAUCUUGGGUGUUUCUGGUGAAUCACUUUUCCAAGUAUGGCUUGUCAGACAGUGAUGAAGAAGGCGAUGAAAACAUUGAUCCUGCCAUGAAAUUGAAACUUCUUCAACAAAAGUUAAAACAACAACAACAACAACAGAAAGGUGACGUAACAAUGAAGACUGGUUUACAGAAGCCAAAACCAGCGGCAGUUGCAGCGUUAAUUCCUAAGCAUCGCCAACCUUCUCUCGGAGGAAUUGACUUGUCUGAAGAAGAAUUUAUGGAAUCGGAAAAGAAUGCAUUUGCUGGAGAAGGUGGAGAUAUCACUACUCCAAAAAUGAUUGCUCCUAUGUCAGAAGACAAUGAUCGUAUGAUGGGUGAAUAUGACCAGAAUGAAACGAGCGACAAAGUCCAGGUGAUGAAAGCAUCAUUUUUUGGCGAUGAUGAACUAUCUGAUGGAUCUGUUGACAAUCAACAUCAAGAAGAUCCUGAAGAGACAUCUUCAUUGUCUGUGAUGAAAUCACAGAAGACAAUUCAUGGCAUUGGGUCAACAUUAAUGAAAAGUCAAAUGUCUCCAGUUCAUCAGAUAAGAAAAGCACCAAUGAAAGCUCCACAGACUGCAAAAGCACCCACAGUUGUUUCAAUGAAAAGAUUCCCAACUUCAGUAUCGAUUAACAGAACCAUUAUUACAGGAAAGCACAGUUGUGUGGCUGACUCUGGCCUUUAUAUGGGCCGAAGGUUUCGAGUUGGUUGGGGUCCGAAUUGGUCGCUUGUACACAGUGGGAUUGUUGGAGCAAGUGGAAGUGAAGUCUAUUGUGAUGAUAGUGAAUCAAGUGCAGAUUCUUUGUCAUGGAAAGGGACUGACAGUUUUUCUAUAUUUUCGGCUGACAAUAGAAAUCAGAAUGAAAAAGGAUUUCAAGUCAAAAUAGAGAAAGUACAGUGUGCUCCUCAUCUCUACAAUAAUACAGGAGAAGCAACAGAUGUUGAUGUUCAGUUCCUCAGAAGUGCUCGACUUCAUGCAGUAAUGAUCACGCCAACUCCUGCUGAAUUUACAACUUCAAAUAUUUCACAUUUAAACGCAACAGAAAAUGAAGAAUCUGUAACGUGUCCACAACUUUGUCCAUCAGAUUCUGUUAAUACGUUGAACGUAUAUGCAGAUGUUGCUAAAGAUUCUUGGCAGAAAACUGACCGAAGUCAUCCAGAUUCUGGUACUGUAUAUAUGUCUCAUUUGGCCCUUGGACUCUGCCAAGCAUUAUGGGGAAAUAUGUAUGAUUCUGAUAUGGAGAUGAAGCAGAAGAAAAACAGGAUUGUAAAUCCUUAUGUUGACAUGACGUAUAGAAAAAAUGCUGUUACGACAUGGCUCAUCGAAGCAAUCAAAGGUAAUUAUAAAUAUUAA
Styela clava is the source of this 1716-nucleotide messenger RNA. The record is from RefSeq and is a predicted model, not a curated record. Lineage: Eukaryota; Metazoa; Chordata; Ascidiacea; Stolidobranchia; Styelidae.